AUGUCUCUUACUAUGACAAAAAAGUUAUGUGAGAGUCAGACAGAAACUGUACAAUUUAUGGCGAUUGAAAAAAUCCAAAAGAAUUGUAAUCAAGAAAAAGAUUGUUGUAGUGGAAGUACAUUACUACGGAGAGGAAAAAAAUUAGAAGACAAUAAUAAUUUGUCAAAAGAAGACAUAGAAUAUAUUAAUUACAGACAACUUCUCAAGUUCGAACAAGCACCAGUGUAUUUGCAGCAUAAUCCAUUUAUCAGAGAUGGCUACCGGAAAUUGCUACCAACAAGACUCUGUUGGGAGAGCAUAUUCUGGUGGACGAACGAAACGAUGAAUAUAUGGACACAUAUAUUCGGUUUCUUUCUGCUGGGGUCGUUGACAAUCAACGAUCUUGCUAUAAUAAACAUACAUGCAACUGUAACAGACAAGACCGUCGCUGCUAUACUCUUCUCAUGUUUUCUAAUAUGCAUGGCGCUAUCGGCUCUGUAUCACACGUUUUCGUGUCGUUCGGAGACGGAUUACAACACGUUCCUCAUGUACGAUCUCUUUGGAAUCGCUCUCUCGCUGUUGGCUAUAUACACGUCGGGUAUUUACUAUGCAUUCUGGUGUAAUCAUGGCCUCCAAACCUUCUACAUGCUGUCUGUGACCCUUAUCUUCACGGUGGCGAUGCUGCUACAGGUGCCUCGUUUUGAGGUGCCUUAUACUGUGAAGAUGUGUGUGUUCAUUGGAUGGGCGGCGUAUGGUGUUGUACCUACUAUGCACUGGACUUAUGUUAUGGGCGGGUUUCAUAAUCCUAUGGUUGAGAUGUUCUUCCCCCGUGUUAUUGGAAUGUACGUGAUAAGUGGAACUGCCUUUGCAAUUUAUGCAUUUAAGAUUCCCGAGCGUUGGUACCCAGGUAAGGUAGAUUACAUCGGCCAUUCUCACCAAUGGUGGCAUGUUCUAGUUCUAGGCGCUCUUUACUAUUGGCACAACACAGCCAUGAUGUAUGUACAAUAUCGUAUGAACCACGGCUGCGCUAAUAACAUGAGAAUAUUCUAG
This is a messenger RNA of Pieris macdunnoughi, 1029 nucleotides long. Lineage: Eukaryota; Metazoa; Arthropoda; Insecta; Lepidoptera; Pieridae. The record is from the annotation of a GenBank genome assembly.